AUGUCUACCUCGUCGACGCCUGCUCUAUUCAAGCCAGUUCAGGUUGGACCUCUCCAGCUUCAGCACCGCAUCGUCCUCGCACCCAUGACCCGAUUCCGGGCUAGCGCAGCGCACGUUCCCCUGCCGAAUGUGAAGGAGUACUACGCCCAGCGGGCUAGCGCUCCGGGAACGCUCCUCGUCACCGAGGGCACGUUCAUCGCCCAGCAGGCUGGCGGGUACCCGCAUGUGCCCGGCAUCUGGAACGACGAGCAGAUUGCUGCUUGGAAGGAGGUCACCGAUGCCGUGCACGCGAAGGGCUCGUACAUCUUCCUCCAGCUAUGGGCUUUGGGACGCGGCGCAUCGCUCGCCCAGCUUCAGUCGGAAGACCCGUCCUUCAAGCUCGUCGCACCGUCGCCCAUCCCGCUCAAAGGGACAACGGACGUCCCGCACGAACUCACAGUUGCCGAGAUCAAGGAGUACACCCGCCUGUACGGCGAGGCAGCGAAGAACGCGGUUCACAAGGCUGGCUUUGACGGCGUCGAGAUCCACUCCGCCACAGGCUAUCUUGUCGACGAGUUCUUGCAAGAGAACUCAAACCAGCGCACGGACGAAUACGGCGGUUCCGUCGAGAACCGCACGCGCUUCGCGCUCGAGCUGCUCGACGAAGUAGUCGCCGCUGUCGGCGCCAACCGCGUCGGCUUCCGCAUCAGCCCCUGGAGCACCUUCCAGGACAUGCGCAUGCCCGACCCGGUCCCCCAGUUCUCCCACCUCGCCUCGCAAAUUAAGGCGCGCUUCCCUGAUUUCGCUUACCUUUCCGUCGUCGAGCCGCGCGUCGUCGCCACCGAUACGCGCCCCGACGAAGAGAUCGCGCCCGAGGAGCAGACGGACUUCUUGCGCGAGAUCUGGGCGCCGAAGACGUACAUCAGCGCGGGGGCGUACUCGAGGGACCUGGCGAUCAAGGGCGCGGAGGAGAAAGGGGAGCUCAUUGCGGUUGGGAGGUACUUUUUGUCGAACCCCGACUUUGUGCGUCGUUGGAAGGAGGAUUUGCCGCUCAACCCGUACAAUCGCGAUACGUUCUAUCUGCAGGGCGAUGCUAGCGGGAAGGGGUACACGGAUUACCCCUUCGUGGACGUGAAGGCGUAG
Messenger RNA from Schizophyllum commune H4-8, 1122 nucleotides. RefSeq names its product FMN-linked oxidoreductase. The record is from RefSeq and is a predicted model, not a curated record. NCBI's taxonomy places the organism in Eukaryota, Fungi, Basidiomycota, Agaricomycetes, Agaricales, Schizophyllaceae. Gene Ontology annotation, molecular function: FMN binding; NADPH dehydrogenase activity. The coding region runs from base 1 to 1122 and encodes 373 amino acids. The transcript is spliced from 4 exons.